UGAUCAUUCGCAAACUAGUGAACAAAGCUGUGAGGAGGAGGCAAGCGAUCUGACAACCGAACUGUCGAAGACACCUUUGAAACUGAAAAAUGUUCUAGAGGAAGCUGAGGUGGACGUGAAGUGGUAUAACGGCGAGAAGGAGAUUUCGAANAGUGGUCGUUAUCGACUAUCCGGCAAAGGAUCUCAGUACUGUUUAGAGAUAUUCGAUUGUGACGUUGCCGAUAGGGGCGAGAUUUCGUGCUUAGCAAUCAGCAGUACGUCAGUUGCAUCCGACAGUGUACAACUUUUCAUUCACGAGGAGGACAUGGCUGGUGAGGAGCCAAUGUUUAUUGAGCCAUUAACAUUCGAACAGAACGGAAUGAGCAUCACACUGCGAUGUUCAGUGAUUGGCUAUCCAAUACCGUAUUUGACGUUCCAUCGAAGGAAUCGACGCAUCCCAUCCGAUACACACAUUGGCACGUUUCUGCUCAUCAUUUGUUACUGA
Molecule: messenger RNA, 484 nt
Organism: Anisakis simplex (herring worm)
Lineage: Eukaryota; Metazoa; Nematoda; Chromadorea; Rhabditida; Anisakidae
Source: the annotation of a GenBank genome assembly